GGGAGACCGCGUGGAGCGCAAGACAGUUCCCAGGGCAUCGCGGCGUCCCUGGCAGCGCUUGGCUGCUACCGGGCUGAGAGCCGGAGAACAACGCUUCGGGGCGCCUGUGCGUGCGCGCGUGCGGGACCUUGGCGGGCCUCAGACCUCAAGGGUCUUGUCCGUGGGCGGUUCCUGAUCCCCCAUAUAGUGCCCGCUAACUUUGAAAAGGAGGACUUAUGUCCUGCAAAGGUUGAGACAUAAGCGGUAGGGAAGGAAAAGAGGAGAGAAAACGCGACUGAGGCCGAAGGAGAAGGAACUAAUGUGGACCUCCUGAGCAGCUGCGAGGAGGACUGGACCGCGGAGAACCGGGCGCGACCGCGGAGGUGCGGGGCAAGGAGCAACGGAAGCGGUGCGGGCCGUGGCGCUGGGGCUUCUUGCACCUCGGGUCACGCCUCCUUGGCAAGAAGGCGCCUCGCCUUUGAUUGCUUCCAGUUACUGCAGAACUUCCUGCCCUGGCGGAGAAGCAGGUCUUGCUUGGGUCGCGCUCCCUGCCGGUCUGAGGCGUGAGACUGAGUUCACACGGUGCUGGGCCCCCAAAGCCAAGUGGGGUUGGGGGAAACAGAGUCUGCGAGUCCCAGCGCCCCGCGCGUAGGGCCCCGUGUUGGGGUCCUCCCUCCCUCUGUACCCGCACCCUUGCGGGCUUUGCCCCUCCCUGGGGACCCCUCGCCAGGCGAUGGCCGCGUUGAUGCGGGGCAAGGACUCCUCCCGCUGCCUGCUCCUACUGGCCGCGGUGCUGAUGGUGGAGAGCUCCCAGUUCGGCAGCUCGCGGGCCAAACUCAACUCCAUCAAGUCCUCUCUGGGCGGGGAGACGCCAGCCCAGGCCGCCAAUCGAUCUGCGGGCACAUACCAAGGACUGGCUUUCGGCGGCAGUAAGAAGGGCAAAAACCUGGGGCAGGCCUACCCUUGUAGCAGUGAUAAGGAAUGUGAAGUUGGGAGAUACUGCCACAGUCCCCACCAAGGAUCUUCGGCCUGCAUGGUGUGUCGAAGGAAAAAGAAGCGCUGCCAUAGAGAUGGCAUGUGUUGUCCUGGCACCCGCUGCAAUAAUGGCAUCUGUAUCCCCGUCACUGAGAGCAUCUUAACUGCUCACAUCCCAGCUCUGGACGGCACUCGGCACAGAGAUGGAAACCACGGUCACUACUCAAACCAUGACUUGGGAUGGCAGAAUCUAGGAAGAACACACACUAAGAUGUCACAUAUAAAAGGGCAUGAAGGAGACCCCUGUCUACGAUCAUCAGACUGCACUGAAGGGUUUUGCUGUGCUCGUCACUUCUGGACCAAAAUCUGCAAACCAGUGCUCCAUCAGGGAGAAGUCUGUACCAAGCAACGCAAGAAGGGCUCUCACGGGCUGGAAAUCUUCCAGCGGUGUGACUGCGCAAAAGGCCUGUCUUGUAAAGUAUGGAAAGAUGCCACCUACUCCUCCAAAGCCAGGCUCCACGUGUGCCAGAAAAUAUGACCACCUCUGAGGGAAGAAAAGCAUCACUAGCAGACUGUGAAUCUGUGUAUUUAAUACAGUAUAGCAUGGGGGAAAACAGGAUUUGGAUUUCAGAAGGGCUAAAAUGAGGAAUGUCAUAAGAAUAUAGAUCACAGAAAGAGAAAGAAGAUGGAGCAGAUUAGAAAGGGUGACGAGUGUGGUACAAUCAGUGUGUUUCCACCAUGCACCUUGUUUAUGUAAAUAAUGUAUACAUUUGUGAAAAUGCUAUGACUCAAAAAAAAAGAAAAACAGUGAAAUUACUAAUGAAUACCAUGUGACUUUCCGGCAGUUUAGGUUGUGCCAGAGGAUCAGUUUCCUUCACGUUGGUGAUUGAUUGCCUAUAAAAAUAACCUAAAAGCCAUAUUUCUCUUUAAAGUUAUACUUCUUUAACAACAAAAUACUCCCCAUAUAUCCUGGCAUACAAUAGACUCUAAAACAUGAAAAGAGGAGUUGUUAAAUAAAUAGGAAACGAAAGUGUGGAGCAGAGUUAAUUUGCAACACACAGAAUCACCUUUUAAUUUGGAACACUACUUCUUACCACUCAAUUAAAGACCUUCGUAGAUGAUGGUAAGAAAAAAAGCAGUCGAUAUUUUCCAAAUAAUAUCAAAAUAAUCACAGGUCUUUUGUCUAGUCCUUCAG
Lipotes vexillifer (Yangtze River dolphin) is the source of this 2149-nucleotide messenger RNA. It is a transcript of the gene DKK2, whose product is annotated as dickkopf Wnt signaling pathway inhibitor 2. Gene Ontology annotation, biological process: negative regulation of canonical Wnt signaling pathway; multicellular organism development. Bases 713 to 1492 code for a protein of 259 amino acids. Gene Ontology annotation, molecular function: co-receptor binding; receptor antagonist activity. The record is from RefSeq and is a predicted model, not a curated record. NCBI's taxonomy places the organism in Eukaryota, Metazoa, Chordata, Mammalia, Artiodactyla, Lipotidae. Gene Ontology annotation, cellular component: extracellular region. The transcript has 4 exons.